This is a messenger RNA of Phlebotomus argentipes, 3769 nucleotides long. Its product is annotated as WD repeat-containing protein 47. Lineage: Eukaryota; Metazoa; Arthropoda; Insecta; Diptera; Psychodidae. The record is from RefSeq and is a predicted model, not a curated record. Gene Ontology annotation, molecular function: protein binding. The transcript is spliced from 9 exons. Bases 156 to 2810 code for a protein of 884 amino acids.
AUUGUCAGACGUGAUGUCGUCGUUUGUGGGCGAUUGUGUUUUUUCUGUGAAAAAAUGAGUCGAAACUCGCCUGUUUUGCCGUGAAAAUAGUGUGAAAAGCAUCAAGGAAAGUCAAGGAAUAUCUUCCGCUUGCUCGAUUCAAAGUGCGCUACGUGAUGCCGUCUGCAAGACUGUCGCUGCGCGAGGAGGACGUGGUGCGUCUGAUGCUGGAGUUCCUCAGCAAUCGGGAGUUGAAUAUUACGCAGUUGUCGCUGGAGCGAGAGACGGGCGUUAUCAAUGGCCUCUACUCCGACGAUGUGCUCUUCCUGCGUCAGCUCAUCCUCGACGGCCAGUGGGACGAUGUGCUGGAGUUCAUUCAGCCCCUCGAGGCGCUUCAGGCGUUCGACAUGAAGCACUUUCAGUACACAAUAUUGCGCUACAAGUACAUCGAACUGCUGUGCAUCAAGUCCGAGGCGGGCGGCGGUGCUGCGAUCAUGGGAUCGAUGGAUGGGGCCGUGGAGGAGGUGGUGCAGGUGCUGGCGCAGCUGGAGAAGCUGGCGCCGUCCAAGGAUGAGUACUCUGGACUGUGCAUGCUGCUGCAAUUGCCACGCUUAGGCGAUCACAUGCUGUAUCGCGACUGGAAUCCCAGCAAGGCGCGAAUUCAGUGCUUCCGCGAGGUGUUUCCGCUCGUGGACAGAUUCCUGCCCAGUGACAAGAAGGGUGUUCAGAAUCUUGCCGCCAAGAAUGAUCGACUCGUGCAGCUGGUGAUCAAGGGUGUGCUGUAUGAGUCGUGCGUGAACUACUGCCAGGCGAAGGCCACGGGGGCGACGGAUGGGAGUGGUGGACAGGAGAUGACCUUCUCCAAGCUGCUGGAUGGCUCGGUGGGCUUCAAUGACAGCGAUUUGUCACUCCUCAGCUGGCUGCAGAGCAUCCCAAUGGAGACAUUCUCGGUGCCGUUUGAGCAGCGCACGCUGAAUGUGGAUGUGGAGCGACUGGAGCGUCCGUCGCUGGAGACAUCAUGGACUGAACAUAUGCUGAUCACACCCAUUAAGCCCAAGACCUUCCCGCACAGCGUCAUGCCGUUCACGAGGCCGCGCAGUGCGGCGGAUAUCAUGACGAGGAGCCUCUUGCCGACGCUGGACGGGAGCGGCGGGGCUUUUGGUGGUGCAAAUGGCAAUCCAGAUGCUGGCCAGAUGUCACGCUCGAGCUUCGCCAGCUUUCACUUGACGGGCAUCAAGCCCAGCUCGGGGAAACUCAUGACGAGCAGCGUGGAUAGACUGUUUGAGAAUGACGGAGAGGUUUUCCUCAGCAGCAACUACAAUGAUUUCCAGGGCCUGCCGUCGAUUCAGGAGGCUCCGUCGGCGCAGUCAAAGUCACCGGAGCUGGGAAAGGCGAUUGACGAGAGCACUGCUGGACGAGACAGUCCCAACACAGCUACAUCGACGGCCAAGAGUUCCCGAAGGGAUUCCCUGAGUGAAAAAGUCGUGCAUCACGAUCUUCACGCGCUGCCCAAUCAGCCACAUCCGACUGCAUCAGCCGCUGCUCAUCCGCCUCGCGGGGCGACGCCGCCGCAAGUCACGGAGGUCAUCAAGAAAACGUUACCAGAGAAUGCUGCAGCUCAGGGUGGUGGUGAGUUGUUUGAGAAGUUCCAGAGGCAAAAGAUGAGCAAAGAACAGAGUGGUGUCAACAAUAAUGGAGACAGCACAAAAUCCACAAGCAGUCAGCAAAAUGGUCAGGAAGGCAGUGCAAUGAAGCUCCAAAGUCAGCCUGAGAGUCAUCAGAAUGGGAAUGGCGUUGUGCCGAGUCAGGAGGAAGAUCCUCUUCAAGUGAACGAAGCUCGCCCCAAAUUUGUCGCUGUCACAAGUCUUGAAGAUGUUCAGGCCGUUCGAUGUGCAGAAUUCCAUCCCAACGGCAAGGUUUACGCCGUUGGAUCCAAUUCCAAGACAUUCCGCAUCUGCGAGUAUCCAGUUUUGGGGGAAAUUCGGGAGGAGCACACAACAUACCAGCCCACGGUCCUGUUCAAGCGCACGAAGCACCACAAGGGAUCCAUUUACUGCAUGGCGUGGUCGCCGCAGGGCGACCUCGUGGCCACGGGCUCCAAUGACAAGACUGUGAAGCUGAUGCGGUACAAUGAGGUGCAGCAGCAGCUGGAGGGGCGCGAAGUGGAGCUGACCAUGCACGAUGGCACCGUGAGGGAUCUGUGCUUCAUCGAGGACAGCACCAAUAAGGCCAGUUUGCUGAUCAGCGCGGGUGCGGGCGAUUGCAAGAUCUACGUCACGGAUUGCGUCACUUCCACGCCCUUCCAGGCGCUCAGCGGCCACGGAGGUCACGUGUUGUCCCUGUUCAAUUGGGGUGGUGCUAUGUUUGUCUCCGGAUCGCAGGAUAAAACCGUGAGAUUCUGGGAUCUGAGGACGAGAGGAUGUGUAAAUAUGGUGACACCGGCUACAGCUCCCGGCUCAAGGCAGGGAUCACCAGUUGCGGCGGUGUGUGUGGAUCCGUCAGGGCGUCUCUUGGUGUCUGGACAUGAGGAUAGUUCGUGUGUGCUGUACGACAUCCGGGGAAAUCGGCCGAUUCAGUGUUUCAAGCCACACGCGGCGGACAUUAGAUCCAUUCGAUUCUCCCCGUCAGCGUAUUAUCUGCUCACGGGCGGGUAUGACAAUAAGCUGGUGCUGACGGAUCUGCAGGGUGAUCUGACGAUGCCUCUGCCGUCGGUGGUUGUGGCUCAGCACACGGACAAGGUGAUUUCCGGGCGAUGGCAUCCCACGGACUUCUCCUUCUUGUCCACGUCGGCCGACAAGACGGCCACCCUGUGGGCGCUGCCGCCCAUCUAAUUACUCGCGCGAUUGCAGAAAAGGUGCAUUAACAUUAAUCCCCGUCGCUGUCCUUAUUCCCUCCCCCCCUCUUUUGUGUAUCUCUUGUUGAUUUCACGGUCGUUUUCUAUUUUUUAUUUGUAAUUUAUUAACUUAACAUUACUCGUUCAUGUUCUUUUCCCUCACUCUCACUCUCACUUGGUGCGCACACACGAUGGAGUGGAAAAUUAUUUUUACAUUAUCAUUCAUUCGCUAAUUUAUUAAAAAACGAAAAAAACACCCCCUUUUGUGGCAUUUUUUCUACUGUGCUAAUGACGGCAUUUGUGUGAGUGCAGCACCGAGAGUGGGGGAGGAUUUAUUAGAGAAAAUGCGCACACAUUUUCUCCCAUUCUAUUGUACAUUGACAUGUUUUUUUAUCUAAGUGCAAGUCACCCUCUUAUUAUUACUCCCUUUCUCAUAUAAUAUGAUUAUAGAGUGGACAAAAAGAGAAUCAAAAUGAAGAAAAACAUUACUAUUUUAUGAAGAGAAAAUGUAUUGAUGAUGAAGAGAAAACCUUUCUUAUUAAUCAUUGACAAUGGAAGGAUAAAAGAGAGAGAAAUGUGUAAACUAUUUGAAAAAAAAGGAUUAAUAACGUGUUGUAGUUUUUUAAUAUUUAAAACAAUAUUAAAGAAAGGUAAGAGAAAAGUAGAUACAGAAAAUAUACUCAAAAUAUAUAAUUUCUGAUAUUGGAAAAGUGCUUCUGUUGGAAAAAAAAAUGCUGUUCAUAUUAUGCUGAAAGAAAGAAAUUCAAUUGUAAUGAAAAGGAGGAGUUUUUUUUUGUGUAAAGAUAAUUUGGCAAGAGUCAUGCGGAAAAACUGAUUCAUUUUAUAGACAUUGUAAUAAUGACAAUUUAUACGUACUAAUGGUAUUUGUCGGUGUAUUUUUCCAAACACACUCACCCAAGCAACACAAAUAAAAACUGACAAGAUUUACUAUACUAA